Messenger RNA from Aphidius gifuensis, 1214 nucleotides. RefSeq names its product homeobox protein ceh-19-like. Gene Ontology annotation, molecular function: DNA-binding transcription factor activity, RNA polymerase II-specific; DNA binding. Bases 254 to 1132 code for a protein of 292 amino acids. The record is from RefSeq and is a predicted model, not a curated record. Gene Ontology annotation, biological process: regulation of DNA-templated transcription. The transcript has 5 exons. NCBI's taxonomy places the organism in Eukaryota, Metazoa, Arthropoda, Insecta, Hymenoptera, Braconidae.
AGUUGUAGAUUAGCUGGUGACAAGACAACUUCGUUUAUAAAAACUACAAUAAAAAAUUAUCAAAUUUAACAAUUAAACUGAAUAAUUAAUUACACCUAUAAACUUUUAUUUGUUAUAUAAUUAAUAACAAUGUGAUAUUUGUUUAAAUUUUAUAAUUUUAUAAUUUUAACAAGUAGAAAAUUCAAAACGACUAAACGAGUGGUUAUUAUUUAUUUAUUUUUUUUUGAUUCACUUGGAGGAUAUAUUUAUUCAAAUGACAUUGUGCAAGAUGAAUUUAAUAGAAGAAAUAAAUAAUCGUGAUAAUUUUAGCGAAUCAUCAAGUCCAUCAAAUGAUCCGACGGGUUAUCAGACAGAUUCAAGUGUUGAAAGUAUUGAAGAUCGUAAAGUUAAAAAUUCAUUUAAUCAAUUAUCAAGUGCAUUUACAAUUGACAGUAUACUUGGAAAUGAUAAUAAAAAAAAUAAAAAUAUAGAAAAAAAUAAUGAUACAUUUAAAAGUCAGCAUGAUGAUGAAGAAAUUAAAAAUUUUUUUGUCAGACCAACACCGGUAACACCAAGUCCAAGAUCAUUUUGCGAUUUACAUCCAAGUGGAAUUUAUACAAGUGAAGGAAUUAAUUAUCAACAAGAGGGAAUUUCAGAUGCUGGAUAUUCAGCAGCAUCAUUGGCAUCAGCUUCACUUUUAUACAGUAGUUGGUUUAAUCAAUCAAAAUCAAAUCAGAUAUUUGGAUUACAAGCUCCAAAACCAAGUGGUAGAAGAUCAAGAAAACCAGGUGUUGAUAGAAAACCACGACAGGCAUACAGUGCAAAACAACUUGAAAAACUUGAGGCUGAAUUUAAAGUCGACAAGUAUCUCAGUGUCAACAAAAGAAUGGAACUAUCAAAAUCACUAAAUCUAACCGAAGUACAGAUAAAAACAUGGUUCCAAAAUCGUCGAACAAAAUGGAAAAAACAAUUAACAUCAAGACUCAAAAUAGCACAAAGACAAGGAUUAUUUCCUCAAAAUUAUUUCACACCAGCACAAUAUCCUCUUUUGCCUUAUUAUUCAACUCCUUUAAUUUUUAAUUCAAAUACAAAUGACACAUCAUCAUCACUCGCAUCAACACUUCCAAGUGAAUCACUCAUAUCACCUGAUUAAAAUUCAUCCUCAACAAUUUUAUAAACUAAAUAAAAUAUUCAGUUUUACCUAGAAGCUGAGUGGCUAUGAUGAUGAUUAAUGU